AUGCAAUUGAAAGUUCAAUUACGUGGUCCAAAUGCCAAGGUUCCUACAAAGGGCUCCACUUCAGCUGCUGGUUAUGAUAUGUAUUCAGCUGAGAAGACUUUGAUCCCCAAGCGUGGCCAAAACUUAGUCUCAACUGAAAUCUCCAUUACAGUUCCACAAGGUACUUACGGUAGAGUUGCACCACGUUCAGGUCUUGCCGUAAAGAACGGUAUUCAAACCGGUGCUGGUGUUAUCGAUAGAGAUUACACUGGUGAAGUUAAAGUCGUCCUGUUCAAUCACACUGAUAAGGACUUUGAAAUCAAUGUUGGUGAUAGAAUUGCUCAAUUAAUCCUGGAAAGGAUCGUUGAAGAUGCAUCUGUUGUCGUCGUCGAAAGUUUGGAUGAAACUUCAAGAGGUACAGGUGGUUUUGGAAGCACUGGACAUGCCUAA
Messenger RNA from Zygosaccharomyces rouxii, 429 nucleotides. RefSeq names its product bifunctional dITP/dUTP diphosphatase (gene DUT1). Gene Ontology annotation, biological process: dUTP catabolic process; dUMP biosynthetic process. The record is from RefSeq and is a predicted model, not a curated record. The transcript has a single exon. Bases 1 to 429 code for a protein of 142 amino acids. Gene Ontology annotation, molecular function: dUTP diphosphatase activity; magnesium ion binding. Lineage: Eukaryota; Fungi; Ascomycota; Saccharomycetes; Saccharomycetales; Saccharomycetaceae.